Messenger RNA from Eublepharis macularius, 5915 nucleotides. RefSeq names its product protein kinase N2 (gene PKN2). Gene Ontology annotation, biological process: signal transduction; protein phosphorylation. The record is from RefSeq and is a predicted model, not a curated record. NCBI's taxonomy places the organism in Eukaryota, Metazoa, Chordata, Lepidosauria, Squamata, Eublepharidae. Bases 251 to 3331 code for a protein of 1026 amino acids. Gene Ontology annotation, molecular function: ATP binding; protein serine/threonine kinase activity; small GTPase binding. The transcript has 23 exons.
GCGGGCCCCGCGAAAGGUGGCGGGGUGGAGGGACAGCCGGAGAGGGGAACGGGAGGAGGCGCGCACGGGAGCGGGAGCGGCGCGGCGGAACCCCCCUCCCUGGCUCCCUCCCCCGCACGUGAAAGUGAGCGGAGGGGGCUGCCGCCGCCCGAGGAGAGCGAGCGAGAGCGCGGCCCCUUGGCCCUGGACCCGCCUCCCCACUGGCGGCGGCGAGAGCAGCGCCCAGGUGCUAGGUCCGGAGCCAGCCGCAAUGGCGUCCAAGGCGGCGGAGAGGGAAAUUUUCCUCACAGACCUGCAGCAGAAGGAAGGGCUUUGCAACUGGAAACUGCACACAUCCAUGUGUGUAGAUCUCUACAUCUCAUAUGGCUCUCCAGACGUGGUAGCAGGAACAGUCCCAGGAUCUACCCCCACUAUAUGUAGCCAAAAGGUAGAUGUGCGAAAUAUCCUUGUCUCUGACAACGUGAGCAUUGGACAAAAAUUGGACUAUUCAGACACAAUGGUACAGCAGAAGUUGGAUGAAGUAAAGGACCAAAUUAAACGGGAAAUAAGGAAGGAACUUAAAAUCAAGGAAGGAGCAGAAAACCUUAGGAAGGUCACUACAGAUAAAAAAAACUUGGCUUAUGUGGAUGACAUUUUGAAAAAAUCAAAUAAGAAGCUAGAAGAAUUACAUCAUAAAUUACAGGAAUUAAAUGCACAUAUUGUUGUAACAGAACCUGAAGAUGUUACAGAUUGUCCCAGGACCCCUGAUACACCCAACAGUGAUCCUCGGUUUUCCACAAAUAACAGGUUGAUGGUCUUAAAAAAACAGUUGGAUAUAGAACUGAAAGUGAAACAAGGAGCAGAGAAUAUGAUCCAGAUGUAUUCAAAUGGUUCUUCAAAGGAUAGAAAGCUUCUCGCAACAGCUCAACAGAUGCUGCAGGACAGCAAAACAAAAAUUGAAGUUAUAAGGAUGCAAAUUCUUCAGGCUGUCCAAACGAAUGAAUUGGCUUUUGAUAAUGCAAAGCCUGUGAUAAGCCCACUUGAGCUUCGAAUGGAGGAAUUGCGGCAUCAUUUUAGGAUAGAGUACGCAGUAGCAGAAGGAGCAAAAAACGUUAUGAAGUUACUUGGAUCUGGAAAAGUUACUGACAGAAAAGCUCUCUCAGAAGCUCAAGCAAGAUUCAAUGAAUCAAGCCAAAAAUUAGACCUCUUAAAGUAUUCAUUAGAACAAAGACUUAAUGAACUCCCUAAAAACCAUCCCAAAAGCAGUAUUAUUAUAGAAGAACUUUCACUUGUGUCAUCGCCAACAUUAAGUCCGCGGCAAAGCAUGAUAUCUACACAGAAUCAGUACAGUACACUAUCCAAACCAGCAGCUUUAACAGGUACUUUGGAAGUUAGACUUAUGGGUUGCCAAGAUAUUUUGGAGAAUGUCCCUGGUCGAUCAAAAGCCACAUCCAUUACUCUUCCUGGAUGGAGUCCAAGUGAAGCCAGAUCAUCUUUUAUGAGCCGAACUAGUAAAAGCAAAAGUGGGAGUAGCCGGAAUCUUCUGAAAACAGAUGAUCUGUCCAAUGAAGUCUGUGCUGUUCUGAAGCUGGAUAAUACUGUGGUUGAUCAAACUAGCUGGAAGCCUAUUUCCAACCAAUCAUGGGACCAGAAGUUUACACUGGAGCUAGACAGAUCACGUGAAUUAGAAAUUUCUGUUUAUUGGCGUGAUUGGAGAUCUCUGUGUGCAGUGAAGUUUCUGAGGUUAGAAGACUUUUUAGAUAAUCAGCGACAUGGGAUGUGUCUCUAUCUUGAGCCCCAGGGCACUCUGUUUGCUGAGGUUACAUUUUUUAAUCCAGUUAUUGAAAGAAGGCCAAAACUUCAAAGACAGAAGAAAAUUUUCUCAAAGCAACAAGGCAAAACAUUUCUCAGAGCUCCUCAGAUGAAUAUUAAUAUUGCCACUUGGGGAAGGCUGGUGAGAAGAGCUAUUCCUACAGUAAAUCAUACUGGCACUUUCAGCCCUCAAGCUUCCGUGUCUGCUUCAGUGCCAGUGGUUGAUACUCGUAUUCCUGAGCUAGCAUCAGCAGCUAGCGAUUCCCCUGUAACCAAAUUGGAAUUUGAACUUGAAUCCGAACCCCCACUUACUCCACCGCGUGCUUCUUCUCUUGGAGAAAUAAGUGAACCUUCACUUGAGCCGAAGGCUCCAGCUGCACCCACUCAGGAUACAGAAACAUUUGAUUUUGAGCAUGACAGAAAUAAUUUUGUCCCCAAACUUCAGCCGGAAAUUAUUUGUGAGACUCAAAUUUCAAACUCUGAUACAGAGUAUACUAUACAAGAACCUGAAGAUAGAAGAAUGCAACAGAGAUUUCAGUUUAGUUUACAAGACUUCCGAUGUUGUGCUGUUCUGGGCAGAGGACACUUUGGAAAGGUCCUUUUGGCCGAGUAUAAAAAUACAAAUGAAAUGUUUGCUAUUAAAGCCUUAAAGAAAGGAGACAUCGUUGCCCGUGAUGAAGUAGACAGUCUCAUGUGUGAGAAGCGGAUUUUUGAAACUGUGAACAGUGUAAGGCAUCCCUUUCUGGUGAACCUGUUUGCUUGUUUCCAAACCAAAGAUCAUGUGUGCUUUGUAAUGGAGUAUGCUGCUGGCGGGGAUCUCAUGAUGCACAUUCAUACCGAUGUCUUUUCUGAACCAAGAGCAGUAUUUUAUGCUGCAUGUGUGGUUCUCGGACUGCAGUAUUUACAUGAGCACAAAAUAGUUUAUAGAGAUUUGAAAUUGGAUAACUUGUUGCUGGAUACAGAAGGUUUUGUGAAGAUAGCUGACUUUGGUCUCUGUAAGGAAGGCAUGGGAUUUGGCGACCGAACAAGUACAUUCUGUGGCACUCCAGAAUUUCUUGCUCCAGAGGUGUUGACAGAAACAUCUUAUACAAGAGCUGUGGACUGGUGGGGUCUUGGUGUGCUCAUCUAUGAAAUGCUGGUUGGUGAGUCUCCCUUUCCUGGAGAUGAUGAAGAGGAAGUUUUUGACAGUAUUGUAAACGAUGAAGUAAGAUAUCCUCGGUUCCUUUCUACAGAAGCCAUCUCAAUAAUGAGAAGGCUUCUGAGGAGAAAUCCAGAGCGGCGUCUUGGUGCUGGUGAGAAAGACGCUGAAGAUGUCAAAAAGCAUCACUUUUUCCGGUUGAUAGAUUGGAAUGCCCUGCUUGCCAAGAAAGUAAAGCCUCCUUUUGUACCAAUAAUAAGAGGAAGAGAAGAUGUCAGCAAUUUUGAUGAUGAAUUUACCUCAGAAGCGCCUAUUCUCACUCCACCCAGGGAGCCACGGAUACUUUUAGAAGAUGAACAGGAAAUGUUCAGAGACUUCGACUACAUUGCUGAUUGGUGUUAAUUUCUUAGACACUGUGAAAUCCUAGCCAACUGGCUUAUGAGAAUGGCAUCCCCCUUCCCUCUCAAGAAUACCAGCCUUUGGAUUGGUCUCUGUGCUGCCUGUAGCUUGAUUUUAAAUCACAUGAAGAUUUUUUUUAAGUACUGUUUUUAAUACACCUAAGGAGUGGCCUCUUGUAUAUCCUUUUUUAAAAAAAAAUCUUGAGCACUGGAAAGCAGUUCUGUGCAGCUUUUUUAAACUGAAUUGUUGGUACAGUUUGUGUUCCACUCUCAUAUGGGCACACACAUCCUUUGUACCUUUUGCAACAGACAACAUUGCAAAAUAUCUGCCUUAAAAAAGUGGGACAACAACCAGACGUGACAACCAUCUACCCAGGUUUUAUUGGAAGAAGGCAAAAGCUGACCAUUUUAAUGAAUGAAAAAAAAGUACUGCAAUCUCAAAAAAGUGUCAGUCUGAAGACUGUUAAGCACACUGUUGACUUGAUUUUUAAAAGUAAUGAGGAUUAAGAACAGAUGCCUUGUUUUUUGGUAACCUUUCUAUGGUAUUUAUUAGGGGGUGGGGUAUGUGUUUAAAAGCCUUACCUAUGUGAAAAAAGUGUAAGUGCUUCCAUUUUUAAAACACAGAGAGACCAGAGUGGUCCUGAAAAGUUUACCAAAGUCACUUGCCAAACAUUUUUUUGCCUUUAAUCUCGUUAAACACUGUUCAGAAAUAACCAGCAGAGUUAAGAAUGUAAUGAAUAAGAAUGUCUCUCUUCAGUCUUAACCAGGAAUUUUUUUUAGGUAGAUGCAUUCUCUCAGAUCCAGUUACUGUUCUGUACUCUUAGUCAUGUAUUUUCCCUCUAACUCCAUGGAUAGGUAUCCUAAUUUGUUAACAAUGUCAUUCAUCUUGUGUGUGCUAACUUGGAGUUACCAUAUCAUUUUUAAGGAAUGACAGACUUCAGUGUAUGCAUGUGAUGUACAUGUAUAUCUGGAAGUUAUAUAUGUACUUUUGUUUCAAGCACAUCAGUUAAGUGUACCACUCCCAUUAGUUUUUGUCCAGUGGCCGUGUGAAUGAAUGUAUUGUUAAAGCCAGACUUAAUGGGGAAAAAACACAUUGGUGUACAUUUUAAGGUCACUGAAUUCCAGAACCUUCAUUGGCAGUUAUUGAGAAGAGGGAUAGAAAGCAAUAAUAAGAGAAUGUGUAUAAAUAUUUUUGGUAAAACAUGUAUAUUUUAAGCCUCUUAACACUAUGCUGUACCUCAAAAGUUAAACUGUCUUUGACCAGACACUGUGUGCGCUCAUUAUAAUCUUGGUUUGUUUUCCAACAUUCUGUACAAAUAUUUUAAAACUGUGUGGAAGAGAACAUUCCACUUUAGCUAAUCAAAAUUUCUGAUCAGCCUCAUCUCCCACUAGCUCACAAUCAAGAGCGUGUUGAGUGAAGUUUAAAUUCACUCAAAUUGACUGCUUUUUCUAGUCUCAUUCUAUAAAAGGUGAAUAGUAAUUGAACCAUGUUGAUUUUGAGUAGAGGCAGUGCAAUGUGAAAGUGUUACAUGCUGAGAUUUGUUCAGUAAAUUUGACCAGAAUGUGAUCUGCUAGGUUUCUAAUUUCCUUUUUAAAGUGGGUACUGGUCUGCAAGGUAUAAUAGGGUCACUAAAAUAAUGUGCAUUCAAGUUUGUCCAAAAUGGACAAUGGUGAGAGAAUCUCUUAAAAAUAAUCAGGAAUAUAACUUUUAAAAUGCUUUGUCUUUUCAGGAUGUUAUUUUGUUAUUCCCCAUUUCAUGUAUUCUAAUUUAAACAAACACUACAUAUGUUGAGGCAUACUUUGUUAACCCUUUCUAUUUACUAAUUAUAGAUCUACAGGUGGCUGGGUCCCAAACGGGUGCUUCAGAUUUAAAAUUCUACAGAAGUAACUUUUUUGACAAAAACGUCUUGUACAGAAAUGUUUGUAAUCUAAAUAAGUCUCUAACAAAUAGAGACAGGGUAUGUUCACACAGUUAAGCUGAAAGAAAGCACUAUUUUUAUCUAGUUUUAAAUAUAUUUAGGCAAAUUAAGAUUUUAAACUCUAGAUUGUAAAUAUAUUUUGCUAUACUUGUAUGUGGCUGCUGAAGCACUUUGUAAAGAAAUUAGGAUAUUUUAGAAUGGUACACUAUGCAUUAAAUGAAAUGUGCCUUUAACAUUGUCAUACUACAGACUGUCUUGCAGUUAUCACAAAUUAAAGUUUAAAUAGUGAAAUUUGUAUAUGAAAAUGAUUUACUGACUGAACCCUAUAAUGUUGUCUUUCUCUAGAUAAAAUGUCGUUAGAACUUGGUCUGAAUUACCGUUCCUUGUUAGUUUUUUUCUCCCAGUAAUUUAAAGUCCCACUGCUAAAUUGGUUGCCUUUACUGGCAAUUUGGGGGUGAAGAAUAGGUUUGGAUUCGCCUAAAAUUUUGACUCUGCUGCUACUAUUCUUGCCUUUUAAGAACAAAAUGAUAAAUGUAUAUUAAGAGACAAGGCUACCUGUAAGUCAUCUAAAAAGCUCUUCCAGCAUUGUAUUAAAGAGGUUCAAUGUCCAAACUGUUUCCCUUUUUGUCUGUACUGCAGGCAAUUAAAUCAGAAGCUGAAGCAAGCUAA